Cylindrotheca closterium is the source of this 1758-nucleotide messenger RNA. NCBI's taxonomy places the organism in Eukaryota, Bacillariophyta, Bacillariophyceae, Bacillariales, Bacillariaceae. The record is from the annotation of a GenBank genome assembly.
AUGUUUGGGCAACAUCCCAAUCGAACUGUUAUCUUCAUUGAUGACGCCGUGCCUCUGGCACAUUCCAUUGAUCCAAACAACCAUGACAAUACAUACUACCUUGGUUUUUCUUUGAGUGACCAUGUCAGAUCGCAAAUAGAAGAUUUUGAACCAACUUUGGUUCACAUUACUGUUCCAGAUUUGACCUGCUUGCAUCUCAUCAAUUACGCUAGGCAAAAGGAACUUCCACUCAUGGGAACGUACCACAGUAAUAUCCCAGACUAUAUGACGCACUAUCCAGGAUGUGGAUGGCUCAAGUACAUCUUGGAGUCAUUCUUCCGCCACCAAUACAACUUUCUUCAAGCCCUUUAUGUUCCAACUCCUUACAUUCGUAAGCAAUUGGUACAGAGUCUUCACAUGGAUCAAAUCACAAAACUCCAAGUCUGGGGACGAGGAAUCGAUCUGGAACGAUUCUCACCAAAGCACCGAUCUCGAGAAUUCCGUUCAAGAAUGGGAUUCAGUGAUAAGGAUGUGGUCCUGCUCUGGGUUGGACGACUGGUUCCUGAAAAGCGCCCUGACAUCUUUAUUGAUGUAAUCCGAAAGCUCAAUGCGAGAAACAUCCCCUUCAAGGCACUUGUAGUCGGUGCUGGACCUUCUGAAGAAACUGUCAAGUCUCUCCCCAACACAAAAUUUGCGGGGUGGUUGAAUGGGGAUGACCUUGCGAAAGCGUAUGCAUCUUCGGAUGUCUUUCUCUUUCCUUCGGCUGUUGAAACAUUCGGAAAUGUUUCUCUUGAAGCAGCCGCAUCUGGUCUACCCAUUGUUGUAGAAGAAGGCUGUGGUGGGCACCUUGUGCGUCAUGGAAUCAGUGGCUUUGCAUGUCACGAACAUGACCUUGAUGGAUUCUUCAAGAGCGUUCUAUGCCUACUUUUGGACAGCCAAAGAAGAAAGUCCAUGGCAACGGAAGGACGAAAGCUAAGCAUGAACUUUGAAAAGAGGACUGUUUGCGAAAAGAUGCUGGAAAACUACCGAACAGUGACGAAUGAAUUCUUCUCCGAAUUCGGAGGUCGCCACGCAAACCGUGAUGCAGUCUACUUGACGAAAGACCAUUCCUUCAUAUCUGGCUCCACCCCAAGACCCCUCGUCCUAUGUUCCAUUGAACAGUUUUUCCUUUUCUGGAUUCGUCUUUGGUAUCGAAUGGCCAUGCUUUUCAUGUUUUGCCGUGAAAGAAUGGUGUACGUGCCAAAAUCUAGUUCCAAGACGCUUGCGGAACAAACCAAGGAUCAACAAGGCCUCAUCCCUGUGACUGUCGGCCAAGAAAUUGCGUCUCAAGGCGUUGAACUUGACGACAUUCCAGAAAUGGAUGAAGAAAUCGACCUGGAAGAUAUGGAUGUGUCGUACCCUCAAGAAACCCUCUUGCCAAAAAUCAAAGAAGAGGAUUACGAUAUUGAUACAGAGUCGACGCAUACGGAAUGCACUUCAUCAUCAACCGCUAGCUUGAAUGUCGAUUCCUUCAUAUACCCGCAAGAAGACCGUCACUUUUCUUACAGAAUGUCUGCCAGGUUUGUCCAAGGAAUGUAUGCAUGCAUUCGAUUAGAAAACCGAUUACGCAAGGGCUCUGGUCACAAACGAAAUCUUCACUGGAAUCUUUCCACACAGAAAAGAAAAGUGACUGAUGAUCCAGACAGGACGUAUGAGGAUGAUGAAAACAUGAAGAGCCCAUUGCUCGACGAAGGCUCUUGUAACUUGAGGAGGGGGAAUUCCUCAAUCGGGUUGGCGUAA